Messenger RNA from Amoebophrya sp. A120, 359 nucleotides. Lineage: Eukaryota; Dinophyceae; Syndiniales; Amoebophryaceae. The record is from the annotation of a GenBank genome assembly.
AUGGCGAAUCUCGAUUCGGGUAAGGCUACAGGGGAGGGGGCAGUUUGCGAUCAUCCAGCGCACAGCGAGGAGUGGCCGUUUAAUCUGUCGCCGGAAUGGUGGGAGAAGUUGGAGAACCAGUUAAAUGGGCUUGACAAGGCUGAGAAAGGCGACGAGGUCGACGUAAAAGUGUAUGGCCCGCCAGAUCGGAAUAGGAAUAAUGCUCGCCUCGUCAUGGACGGAAAAGCGCGCGGCUGUCGUGAGAAUAAGGAGCGGCGAGUUGUGGAGUGCGAAGUCUUUGUCACGGUAUUGGACAUGACAACGACGCCGGCCACUCAGAGGGAAACGUCAACGACAGUCGACAUUGUGCAGCAUGACGG